AUGGAUCAUGAAGACCCCUUUACGCAUCUUACGAAAUUUUAUGAGAUUGCGGGCUCAACGGGAGUGAAUGAAGCGGGUGAAGAGACGUUGUUUAAAAGAUUGUUUCCACACUCAUUAAUCGGGAAAGCUAAGGAAUGGUAUCUUGAUCAACAACCAAGAGUGAUGACGGAUUGGAAUUUGCUUGAAGAAAAUUUUUUAGAGAGGUACUUUCCACAAUCUCGAUUCAUGGAGAUCAAAACGGCUAUUGCGGUGUUUACUCAAGGAAGUAACGAAUCUCUUAAUGAAGCGUGGGAAAGAUUCAAAUCCAUGCUUAGAAAAUGCAAGGGUCAUGGUUUUGAUGAUCUCACAGAAAUUCACAUCUUCCGCAAUGGACUUCAACCGGUGCACAAGACACUUUUUGAUGCUAUCGCGGGUGGAUCUCUAAUGUCAAAGAGCGCGGAGGAUGCAAUAAUGAUAAUCGAUCGUAUGGCACUCAAUGAUCUCCAAACUCAACAUGAUAGGAUUCAAUCACAAAGAAAGCCGGGUGUUCUUGAAUUAAACACUAAUGAUUCCAUCCUUGCUCAAAAUAAGAUUCUCUCUCAACAAGUUGAGUUACUCACUAAGAAAAUGUCGAAGCUCCCACACCAAAUGAAGGAAAUUCAUGGGAUGCAAAUGACUUCUCACGUAGCAAGUUGUGAACUUUGUCAAGGUGACCAUCCUACCGGGUUUUGUCCUCCUCCCAAUGGUGAAGAAGUUAAUUAUGUCAACAAUCAAAACCAAGGUUAUCAAAGGCAACCUCCACCUCACAACAAUCCUUACGAAAGAAACAACCAAGGAUUCCAACCUUCAAGAUUCAACAAUCAACACUAUCAACAUCAAAGUCCUUAUCAAAGUUCAAAUCCUCAAGGUCAAGGUCAACAAUCUCAAGGUGGAAGCUCAAAGUUGGAAGACACUCUUACACAAUUCAUGCAAGCAUCCAUGGCUAAUCAAAGGAGUAAUGAAGCGGCCAUAAAGAAUCUAGAAAAUCAAGUGGGUCAACUUGCAAAGCAAUUGUCCGAGCAACAACCGAGAGCAUCCUUCUCCGCCAACACCCAAACCAAUCCAAAUGAGCAUUGCAAAGCCAUUGUUACAAGAAUUGGGAGGAAGGUGAAUAACGGCGUGAAUAAAGAGGUUAUAGUCGACGAUGAGGAAGAAGUAAUAGACGAAGAUGAAGAAGUGGAAGUGAUAGUUGAAAAUGAGGGAGAAAAGACAUUAGAACAAAUGCCAAAAUAUGCAAAAUUCAUGAAGGAUAUUCUCACCAAGAAAAAGAGGUAUUCGGAAGAGGAGACCAUUCUACUUGAUGCUCGUUGUAGUGCCAUAAUUCAAAAAACUCUACCAAAGAAAGAAGCCGAUCCAGGACGUGUUACUUUGCCGGUUACAAUUGGAGGUCAUUGA
Messenger RNA from Vicia villosa (hairy vetch), 1413 nucleotides. RefSeq lists its product as uncharacterized. The transcript is spliced from 2 exons. NCBI's taxonomy places the organism in Eukaryota, Viridiplantae, Streptophyta, Magnoliopsida, Fabales, Fabaceae. The coding region runs from base 1 to 1413 and encodes 470 amino acids. The record is from RefSeq and is a predicted model, not a curated record.